ACAAGUGAAGGUCACUCGUUUCACCCCGCCGCGGCCACUUACUCACUGAAAUCACACCCCGACCGUCUACUACUGUACAGUACCUGUACCUCACCUUGGAUUUGGAGAUCCAAUCUCAGUCCAUCUCAACCUAACGAGCACCAAGACCACUCCUACAGAGACACACUCUCUCUACUGCUUGUCCCUGAACCCGCAAUCUCGCGCUCUUCUUCCGAGUCCCCCCUUCCCUUUUCUUUCCUUUCCCUUGUCGUCGUCUUAUUAUAAGAUAUCUCCACAUCCUCUUCUUCUUCUCUCUCGACUUCUCUUCCAUCUCUUCUUCUCUUUGUAUUCCUCUUCUGCUUCUUCUUUCCCCCCCCCACCAACCGUCUCUUUCAUCCCCAAAUCUUUCAUCAUGUCUCGUCCUCAGAACAUUGGCAUCAAGGCCAUUGAGCUUUAUGUCCCUAGCCAGGUAAGCUGAGAUAUUCCCUCUGCGACUAUUCGCUAUUGUCACACGAUCUUCAAUGCCUUCAUGUUGUCUUGUUUCUGCUGGGAACUCUUGUCGUUGAAUCUUGCCCCUCACCAAACUUUUUGGAUGGGACAAAAAAAGUCCCUGCGUUAUUACUCUCGUGUUCGGGUUCUUGUCGUGUGCCCCUCCAUUUCAGAUUGUGCCCCUCUAUCCCAACGCUUGAACGAACGCCUCUUUGAUGACCCCAGCUAACCACAAUUUUAUUUGCUCUUUAGUAUGUCGAUCAGGUUGAGCUCGAGAAGUUCGAUGGCGUUAGCGCCGGAAAGUACACCAUUGGCCUUGGCCAGACCAAGAUGAGCUUCUGCGACGACCGUGAGGACAUCUACUCUUUCGCCCUUACUGCUACCUCCAAGCUCCUCAAGAACUACAACAUCGACCCCAACUCGAUUGGUUACCUCGAGGUCGGUACCGAGACUCUUCUCGACAAGUCCAAGUCCGUCAAGAGUGUUCUUAUGCAGCUUUUCGGCGACAACACCAACAUCGAGGGUGUCGACACUAUCAACGCUUGCUACGGUGGUACCAACGCUGUUUUCAACGCCAUUAACUGGGUUGAGUCUUCUGCUUGGGACGGUCGCGAUGCUAUCGUUGUUGCCGGUGAUAUUGCUCUCUACGCCAAGGGUAAUGCUCGUCCCACCGGUGGUGCUGGUGCCGUCGCCCUCCUGAUCGGCCCCAACGCCCCUAUUGUUGCCGAGCCCGGUCUGCGUGGCACCUACAUGCAGCACGCCUACGAUUUCUACAAGCCCGACCUUACCAGCGAGUACCCCUAUGUUGAUGGCCACUACUCCGUCAACUGCUACACCAAGGCCCUCGAUGCCGCUUACCGUGCUUACUGCAAGCGUGAGGCCAAGCAGGCCACCAACGGCACCAACGGUGCUUCCAACGGUGACGACUCUACCAAGACCAGCCUCGACCGUUUCGACUACCUUGCUUUCCACUCCCCUACUUGCAAGCUUGUCCAGAAGUCCUACGCUCGUCUCCUCUACCACGACUACCUCGCCAAUGCCGACUCUCCUGCUUUCGCCGAGGUCGCUCCUGAGCUCCGUGACAUGGACUACGAGAAGUCUUUGACCGACAAGGUUGUUGAGAAGACCUUCAUGGCCCUCACCAAGAAGCGUUUCCAGGAGCGUGUCAACCCCUCCAUCCAGGUCGCCACCAACUGCGGUAACAUGUACUGUGGCAGUGUCUGGGGUGGUCUUGCCAGCUUGAUCAGCAUUGUCGACAACAAGGCUCUUGAGGGCAAGCGAAUUGGUCUCUUCAGCUACGGAUCUGGUCUUGCUGCCAGUUUCCUAUCUUUCCGCAUCAACGGCAGCGUUGAGAAGAUCUCCAGCGUCCUCAGCAUCCCUGCCCGUCUUGAGGCCCGACGCGGUGUUCCCCCUGAGACCUACGACGAGAUGUGUAACCUCCGAAAGCAGGCCCAUCUCCAGAAGGACUACACUCCCAAGGGUGACGCCUCUACCAUCGCCCCUGGUACUUACUAUCUUACCAAGGUCGACGACAUGUUCAAGCGCGAGUACGCUAUCAAGGAGUAAAGGAUCAUCUUUUCAGAAUCCAAAGAAUCCUUGCUCGAACAACCUUUUAUACGAGACAUUUUUCGCUUUUAAACUUGGUUUCAUUGCAGCUAUGGACCAAGCAGUAAGCAUAUCAUGAACAUGAUGACUUCAAUGGGAGAAAACUAGACGCACAGGGAAGAAGAAUACAGCGGAUGAUGAUAGAAGCGCAAUUCGCGUAGUGGAGAUUGACAUUGAGGUCCUCUAAUUGAGCCCAUAAUCAUGGACAUUGUGGCUUGUGGAAAUACUGGGGACCGUCUCUCCUGGGAGAUUUAUGAGAAAGUUUGUGAAGGCCCGUACCAUAUAGACCUGGUCAUUUGGCGCUUAGAAGAGUUUACGAUACUUGGAAUGAAAAAAAGUAUUUCAAUCGAUCCAGUUCUCUCUAACUUGUGUCUAUUCUUCUAUUAGCGAUUGUGUGGUUGUCGGU
Fusarium verticillioides 7600 is the source of this 2479-nucleotide messenger RNA. RefSeq names its product hydroxymethylglutaryl-CoA synthase. The record is from RefSeq and is a predicted model, not a curated record. The coding region runs from base 799 to 2034 and encodes 411 amino acids. NCBI's taxonomy places the organism in Eukaryota, Fungi, Ascomycota, Sordariomycetes, Hypocreales, Nectriaceae. Gene Ontology annotation, biological process: acetyl-CoA metabolic process; ergosterol biosynthetic process. The transcript is spliced from 3 exons. Gene Ontology annotation, molecular function: hydroxymethylglutaryl-CoA synthase activity.